Molecule: messenger RNA, 2301 nt
Organism: Branchiostoma floridae (Florida lancelet)
Lineage: Eukaryota; Metazoa; Chordata; Leptocardii; Amphioxiformes; Branchiostomatidae
Exons: 3
Coding region: 1-2301 (766 amino acids)
Biological process (GO): DNA integration
Molecular function (GO): nucleic acid binding
Source: RefSeq, a predicted model, not a curated record
AUGGUCUACAGUGAAGGCUUUGAGUCACAUGUCGAGCGCAUCAGGAGAGUGUUGCGCAGGUUCCAGGAACAUGGCUGUAAGUUGAAGCCAAAGAAAUGUGUGAUGUUCCGACGACAGGUGAGGUAUGUCGGGAAGCUAGUCACUGCAGAUGGGUACACGAUGGAUCCAGAAGAUACAGCAGCAGUCAAGGCAAUCAGAGACAAGAAGCCCACUACUGUAGGAGAUGUACGACGGGUGCUUGGGUUCCUCGGGUACUACAGGACGUACAUCAAGGACUUCAGUAGAAUUGCUAAACCACUGUACGACCUGCUGUCGGACAGUGCUGCGAAGCAACCAGUCCAGUGGACUGAGGAACACCAAGAUAUCCUUAAUCAACUGACAGAACAACUGACCAGCCCACCUGUGAUGGCCUACCCUGACUUUGAAAAACCAUUUAUCCUGCACACAGAUGCAUCAGCCAAUGGUUUGGGCGCAGUAUUAUAUCAACAGCAAGAGGGCAAGCUCCGGGUGAUUGCAUAUGGUUCACGGACACUGUCACCGGCAGAGAAGAAUUACCACAUGCACUCGGGGAAGUUGGAGUUCUUGGCUCUCAAGUGGUCCAUUACUGAGAAAUUCCGAGACUACCUGUACCACGCCCCAUCUUUUGAAGUAUAUACCGACAAUAAUCCACUCACCUACGUUCUGAGCACGGCCAAGUUGAAUGCGACAGGUCACCGAUGGGUGGCAGAGCUGGUGGACUAUAACUUCAGCAUCAAGUACCGACCUGGGAAAGCCAAUGCAGAUGCAGAUGUGCUGUCAAGAUGGAAAAAGCUGCAGAUCGAUGAUGAGGGCAUUCUCCGCCGGAGAGCUGGUCCAGUACUGCAAGUAGUGCUCCCGAAGGAAUAUAGAAACAUUGUGUACCAAGAACUACAUGACAAAAUGGGCCAUCUGGGAGCAGACAGGGUUGUCAGCCUGGCAAGACAACGGUUCUACUGGCCAAAGAUGCAGAGAGACAUAGUUGAAUACUGUACCUCCAAGUGUCAGUGCAUUAAGCGCCGGAAGCCAAACAUUCCAGACAAAGCCCCACUUACUAACAUCAUCACCACUGAGCCGCUACAACUGGUGUCCAUUGACUAUGUCCACCUUGAAAGGAGCAAAGGUGGCUACGAGUACAUUUUGGUGGUUGUGGACCAUUUCACACGGUUCGCUCAAGCAUGUGCAACCAGGAACAAGUCAGGGAGAACAGCAGCAGAGAAGCUCUUUAAUGACUUCAUUCCUAGAUUUGGGUACCCUCUCAAGAUUCACCAUGACCAGGGAGCAGAGUUUGAAAAUAGGUUGUUUCAACGCCUACAUCAGCUGAGUGGAGUGUCGCCCUCGAGAACAACCCCGUAUCACCCCCAGGGAAAUGGUCAGGUGGAGAGGUUUAAUCGGACUUUGCUAGCGAUGUUACGUGCUCUCCCAGAAUCCCAGAAAACAGAUUGGAAGGCGUCUCUUAACAAAGUGGUUCAUGCGUACAACUGCACCCGACAUGAGAGCACUGGGUAUUCGCCUCACUUUCUGUUGUAUGGACAUCACCCCCGCCUGCCAGUGGACCUUAUGUUCGGGAUUGAAGACAAGGAGAAUGAGGUUCAAUCAUAUCCUGAGUAUGCCAAGAAAUGGAAACGUGGCAUGCAGGAGGCCUACAGGAUUGCGAGUCAGCAUGCCAGGAAAACAGGUGCAAAAGGGAAGAAGCAGUACGACAGAAGGGUGCACGGUCUCAGUCUGUCCAGUGGUGACCGGGUCCUUGUUCGAAAUAUGACGGACAGAGGAGGACCGGGCAAGUUGCGUUCCCACUGGGAGGACAAAGUCCACAUCAUUGUGAAGCAGAAGGGGAAAGAUAUUCCAGUGUAUGAGGUACGCCCAGAAUGCAGAGAAGGAAGGUCAAGAGUGUUGCAUAGAAAUAUGCUACUACCGUGUGACGGACUGCCUCUAGAGGUUCCAGUGGACAAACAAAGCAAAGAGAAAACACCUCAAAGAGAGGACAAGAGGAGUGAUAAUGAGGAAGAAGAACUUGCAGACAACAGAGUCGAAAUUGGAGCUGAACAAGAAGACCAGAGAGGAAGUACAGGGAGUGAAAGGGAUGAAGAAACUGAUGUUGAAGUUGAGUCUGAGGACCAGCCCUGUGUGUCUCAGGGUGCUGAGGAUGUUCCAGACCCAGCAGAAGUAGAAGAGAACAGACCCAGACGAAAUAGGAGGCCACCACGGACUCUCACGUAUGAUGGUAUGCAGCGCACCGCUGACCCUGACCUCUUUUCGUCCAUGUUCAACAGCCCAAAAAAUUAA